Molecule: messenger RNA, 2073 nt
Organism: Closterium sp. Naga37s-1
Lineage: Eukaryota; Viridiplantae; Streptophyta; Zygnematophyceae; Desmidiales; Closteriaceae
Source: the annotation of a GenBank genome assembly
AUGACGCCCCGCCAAAAACCAGGGAGUCGUAGAGCAGCGGAGGUUUGGUUGGCGAGAGUCCCAACCGUAGAACAGAAAGCCAAUAGAGCUGGAGCCCACGAGGGGAGGGCUGCGCAUGAAAGGCAGGCGGAAAGAGGGGGACGAGCGGUGCAAGGAGGAGGAUUAGGCUUUGCGCGGGAUCCGGCGCGCUGGGAGGAGUUGGUGCGCGCGCUGGAUGCAGCGGAUUCACGCGCGGGGGACGCCGAGGCGAGCGUAGCGAGUGGGAGCGGAGGCGAGGGGAAGGACGGACAGGGAAGCGCAAGCGGGUGGGAAGGAGAGAGUACCGGGGAUAGGGAAGUGCUGGCAGCACCAUCGCACAUAGACGCCGCGCUGACGCAUGGCGGCCAGGAGGUGUCGCAGGGAGGCGAGGGGUCGGAUGGAGGCAAGGAGGGGUCGCAGGAAGGGGAAGCGGUGCGGAUAAACAGGCCUAGCGAGUGUUCCGUGAGAAUAUACGAGGUGCGUGGUGUGAGAAUGUAUACGAGAAUAUAUGAGGUGCGUGGUGUGAGAAUAUACGAGGUGCGUGGGGUGAGAAUAUACGAGGUGCGUGGGGUGAGAAUAUACGAGGUGCGUGGUGUGAGAAUAUACGAGGUGCGUGGUGUGAGAAUAUACGAGGUGCGUGGUGUGAGAAUAUACGAGGUGCGUGGUGUGAGAAUAUACGAGGUGCGUGGGGUGAGAAUAUACGAGGUGCGUGGGGUGAGAAUGUAUAUGAGAAUAUAUGAGGUGCGUGGGGUGAGAAUAUAUGAGGUGCGUGGUGUGAGAAUAUGUGAGGUGCGUGGUGUGAGUAUAUGUGAGGUGCGUGGUGUGAGUAUAUGUGAGGUGCGUGGUGUGAGUAUAUGUGAGGUGCGUGGUGUGAGAAUAUAUGAGGUGCGUGGGGUGAGAAUAUAUGAGGUGCGUGGUGUGAGUAUAUGUGAGGUGCGUGGGGUGAGAAUAUGUGAGGUGCGUGGGGUGAGAAUAUGUGAGGUGCGUGGUGUGAGAAUAUGUGAGGUGCGUGGUGUGAGAAUAUACGAGGUGCGUGGGGUGAGAAUAUACGAGGUGCGUGGUGUGAGAAUGUAUAUGAGAAUAUGUGAGGUGCGUGGUGUGAGUAUAUGUGAGGUGCGUGGUGUGAGUAUAUGUGAGGUGCGUGGUGUGAGAAUAUAUGAGGUGCGUGGGGUGAGAAUAUAUGAGGUGCGUGGUGUGAGUAUAUGUGAGGUGCGUGGGGUGAGAAUGUAUAUGAGAAUAUAUGAGGUGCGUGGUGUGAGAAUAUGUGAGGUGCGUGGUGUGAGUCUAUGUGAGGUGCGUGGUGUGAGUAUAUGUGAGGUGCGUGGUGUGAGUAUAUGUGAGGUGCGUGGUGUGAGAAUAUAUGAGGUGCGUGGGGUGAGAAUAUAUGAGGUGCGUGGUGUGAGUAUAUGUGAGGUGCGUGGGGUGAGAAUGUAUAUGAGAAUAUAUGAGGUGCGUGGUGUGAGAAUAUGUGAGGUGCGUGGUGUGAGUAUAUGUGAGGUGCGUGGUGUGAGUAUAUGUGAGGUGCGUGGUGUGAGUAUAUGUGAGGUGCGUGGUGUGAGAAUAUAUGAGGUGCACCUCUCCGCUGCGCUGCCCCCCGCGCCCCACCUGCACGACUGUGCUGCGCGCUCUGCCUUCCGCCGCGCCCUGGAGCAGCGCGGGCGCAGAGGGCAGGCGCCACGAUGGGCGGACGCGGCAGCGCAGCAGUGUGAGGGCAUCCCGCAACCCCCGUGGGUGCGCGGGUCGGACGCGGGCAAUCUGGGCGGCACGCGGGCGGCGCAGAGGGACCUGUGGGAGCACCAGUUCCCGCCACACCAAUGCCGCGGCCGCCGCCUGCUGCUCGUGCACUGGCCCGCGCUGCCCCCCGCGCUCAACCGCUCCUGGACGAGGGGGGACGCUCAGGGGGUGGAAGGGGAGGGGGACGGGGAGGGGUUGGGGGAGUGGUUGGCGGGGGCGGUAGAGGCGAUGGGGGAGGCGCUGGCAGUGGCGUUGAGCAGUGGGCGCGUGCUGGUGGCCGUGGGGGGGUCAUUCGGCCCCGCCCUGCACCCCGCCUGCUGA